AUUCUGCUAGCCUCCCGCUGCUUGUUAUUUUCUGCAACAAGAUGGCUGUCGUUCCCGAAAGCAGGGUCCUUACUUUCAGCGUUUUUAAAUGGAGCUCGUACUCCUCUACUUAUUUACCUGAGAACAUCUUGGUGGACAAACCCAAUGAUCAGUCUUCCAGGUGGUCUUCUGAGAGCAACUACCCUCCACAGUUCUUAAUCUUGAAAUUGGAAAGGCCGGCAAUUGUCCAGAGUAUUACCUUCGGAAAGUAUGAGAAGACUCAUGUCUGCAACCUGAAGAAAUUUAAAGUGUUCGGUGGGAUGAGCGAAGAGAACAUGACAGAGCUUUUGUCCAGUGGCCUUAAGAAUGACUACAACAAGGAAACGUUCACCUUAAAGCACAAGAUUGAUGAGCAGAUGUUUCCCUGCAGAUUUGUCAAAAUAGUGCCUCUGAUGUCUUGGGGUCCUAGUUUUAACUUCAGCAUCUGGUACAUUGAGCUGCAUGGUAUUGAAGACCCUGAUGUGGUUCAGCCCUGCCUUAACUGGUACAGCAAGUAUAGAGAACAGGAAGCCAUUCGCCUUUGCCUCAAACAUUUUCGGCAACACAACUACACAGAGGCCUUCGAGUCACUGCAGAAGAAGACUCGGAUAGCGCUGGAGCACCCCAUGCUCACUCACCUGCAUGACCGGCUGGUGCUCCAAGGAGAUUUUGAUGCCUGUGAGGAACUCAUCGAUAAAGCUGUGAGAGAUGGCUUGUUUAACCAGUAUAUCAGCCAGCAGGAGUACAAGCCCAGGUGGAGUCAGAUCAUCCCGAAAUGCAACAAAGGUACAAGCGCCCAAGAAAUCAACCGAGACGACAUGAACAGUGACGGUGACGACAACAGGCCAGGCAUGAGGGGAGGACAUCAAAUGGUCAUUGACGUCCAGACUGAGACUGUGUACCUAUUUGGGGGCUGGGAUGGCACACAGGACCUGGCAGACUUUUGGGCUUACAGCGUUCAGGAGAACCAGUGGGCCUGUAUCUCAAGAGAUACUGAAAAAGAGAGUGGUCCAAGUGCUCGUUCUUGUCACAAGAUGUGCAUCGACUCCCAGCGGCGUCAGAUCUACACACUGGGGCGUUAUCUCGACUCCAGCGUCAGAAACAGCAAAUCUCUGAAGAGCGACUUCUACCGUUAUGACAUAGAUGCAAACACCUGGACACUACUCAGUGAGGACACGUCAGCUGACGGAGGGCCGAAGUUGGUGUUUGACCACCAGAUGUGCAUGGACUCAGAGAAGCACAUGAUCUACACAUUUGGUGGUCGCAUCCUGACAUGUAACGGCAGCGUGGAGGACAGUCGGACCUCAGAGCCUCAGUUCAGCGGACUCUAUGCCUACCAUUGUCAGGCUGGGACAUGGAGCCUCCUGCGGGAAGACUCGUGUAACGCUGGGCCAGAAGACGUCCAGUCCCGUAUUGGACACUGCAUGCUGUUCCACACCAGAAACCGCUGUCUCUACGUGUUUGGAGGUCAGAGGUCAAAGACGUAUCUCAAUGAUUUCUUCAGCUAUGAUGUUGAUGGAGAUCAUGUAGAGAUUAUAUCUGAUGGCACCAAGAAGGACUCGGGCAUGGUGCCAAUGACGGGCUUCACCCAAAGGGCCACUAUUGACCCAGAACUCAAUGAGAUCCACGUCUUGUCAGGCCUCAGUAAAGACAAGGACAAACGCGAGGAGAACGUCCGCAACUCCUUCUGGAUCUACGACAUCGCCCGGAACAACUGGUCAUGUGUUUAUAAGAACGACCAGGCAGUGAAAGAAAACCCGAGCAAGGCUCUGCAGGAGGAGGAGCCAUGUCCACGCUUUGCACAUCAGUUGGUCUAUGACGAGAUGCACAAAGUGCAUUACCUGUUUGGUGGAAACCCGGGGAAGUCUUGCUCUCCAAAGAUGCGUCUGGAUGACUUCUGGUCCCUUAAACUGUGUCGGCCCUCUAAGGAGUACCUGCUCCGCCACUGCAGAUACCUCAUCAGGAAAUACAGGUUUGAAGAGAAAGCGCAGUCAGAACCACUGAGUGCACUUAAGUACCUGCAGAACGACCUGUCCCUGACGGUGGAUCACACGGACCCAGAUGAGACCAAGGAGUUUCAGCUCCUGCCCUCGGCACUCUUCAAGUCCAGCUCUGAUUUCAUCCCUUUGGGUUUCUCUGACGUUGACCAGACGUACGCUCAGCGAACACAGCUCUUCGACACGCUCGUCAACUUCUUCCCCGACAGCAUGACUCCACCCAAGGGCAACCUGGUAGACCUUAUCACCCUCUAGCACCUCCCACUCACGAACUCACCACUGACUCACCCACUGGACUGACUGAACACCAACGCACAUGCCCGAUAGGAUGAGGGAGGCAGAGAGUUAUUUUUCUAUUCCUGAACCUGCUUUUGGGAUUAAAUGUUAUCUGGCACAGCCCUGCCUCUGUCACACUGACAUCCUGGAUCGGUAAAUGUGAGGGUCGUAAACGCACACAACCAAUGCUGUGUUACUUGGUUAGAAAACAAACAGCGACCCGAGGUGCGUCUUCUUUCACUAUGGUAUCACUUUUCUCCCCCUAAACACAAGACCCCUCUGAACUCUGCCAAAUGUUGCUAAUGUUUUUCAGUUUCCCCCUUUUUUCCCCUAAAAGGUUGAAGCCAAAACAAAGGAGUGCAUGCAUUUAUAGUUAUUUUUCCUGUUUUCUUUUCCCUUAUGAUUUAUGUAGAAGUUACAGUUUGAACCCACAACCACAGGCACUUAUGAACAAUUUAGGCGCAAAAAACCAUGAGAUGAUGGCCUUUAGUUCCAGGUUGCUGGUUUUUCUUUUUUCCUUUUUUUUUUUUUAAAGUAAAACAGCAUGACGCCCCUUCGACCUUUUAGCUAAUUUUCACAAUUUUUUCAUGUUAAGCUUUUAUUAUAAUGAUUUGGUUUGCUUGCUCGACACACAUGCCCCUAUUUAUGAACUUGACAGCCGCAAAGAUGCAGAAAAAGACAAUUUUAAUAGUAUUGUAGGAACAAUAGAUGAACGUUUAAUAUAUAUAUAUAUACACAUAUAUCUAUAUAUCUGUUUAGGUUGGUUUUGGUCAUCCCCUGUGAAUCUGGCUGGUAAAUUUAUAUUUGACAACCAAACAAGGCGAAGUUUAUCCUUGAUAACUAAUGAAUUGUAACUUAUAAGUGGAUGAGUGGUGUACAGAAUAUGUAAAUGUACAUAGAAGGAUUUUGAAGAGAUGUGAAGGUGCUACAGCAUCUUACUGCUACUUUAUUCUCCCUCAUUUUCUAAAGUCAGGGUCUACACAGCUCUAUAACUUUACUACUCAUUACUCCAGACAGUUAGUGUGUGGAAGUGUGAAGUUUGAGGUGUUUUUUCAUGGGCUGUUUGUCCAAGUUUGUUGACAGGAGGAUCCUUCAGCCUGAUGGGUUAACUGCUGAAAUCAUCCUUGUUCCCAAUAAUUCCAUCUAAGUAGUUUGAUAAAGUAAAC
Sphaeramia orbicularis (orbiculate cardinalfish) is the source of this 3457-nucleotide messenger RNA. It is a transcript of the gene mkln1, whose product is annotated as muskelin 1, intracellular mediator containing kelch motifs. The transcript has 18 exons. The record is from RefSeq and is a predicted model, not a curated record. Gene Ontology annotation, cellular component: cytoplasm. Lineage: Eukaryota; Metazoa; Chordata; Actinopteri; Kurtiformes; Apogonidae. Gene Ontology annotation, molecular function: protein binding. Bases 42 to 2270 code for a protein of 742 amino acids.